Molecule: messenger RNA, 637 nt
Organism: Rhagoletis pomonella (apple maggot)
Lineage: Eukaryota; Metazoa; Arthropoda; Insecta; Diptera; Tephritidae
Gene: Sod1
Product: superoxide dismutase [Cu-Zn]
Exons: 4
Coding region: 113-574 (153 amino acids)
Biological process (GO): removal of superoxide radicals
Molecular function (GO): superoxide dismutase activity; copper ion binding
Source: RefSeq, a predicted model, not a curated record
AUUUAUUUCAGCAGGUUUUCGUGAAAUGCACUGUUCGAUUUGCAUCUGAUCCGUUCGCUCUUCAAUCGACUUUAUAAUUUGUCGUAUUUAAAUUAAACAUAAAUCUUUAAAAAUGCCUGCUAAAGCUGUAUGUGUAAUAAACGGAGAUGCGAAGGGCACCGUUUUCUUCGAACAGCAGGAUGUCAAUUCUCCCGUUAAAGUAACAGGCGAGGUCUUGGGUCUCUCCAAGGGUCAACAUGGCUUCCAUGUGCACGAAUUUGGAGAUAACACCAAUGGCUGCACAUCGGCUGGUCCCCAUUUCAAUCCAGCUGGCAAAGAGCAUGGCGCUCCAACCGACGAAAAUCGUCAUUUAGGUGAUUUGGGUAACAUUGAGGCCCCUGGUAAUGGUCCAACUAAGGUCGAAAUUACCGACAGUCAGAUUACACUUUUCGGUCCCAACAGCAUUGUCGGACGCACUAUUGUUGUGCACGCUGAUCCCGAUGACUUGGGCAAAGGCGGUCACGAAUUGAGCAAGUCAACUGGAAAUGCAGGCGCUCGUCUGGGUUGCGGUGUCAUUGGCAUUAGCAAGUCUUAAGGUGGUUUUAAGUUUCGUUUUCAAUUACAGUCAGUCAAUAAAGUUUAGGUACGGGGUUUUUUU